UAUUAUAAUUAACCCUCUCUCUUUUCCCUCUUCUCUCUCUAAACUUUGAAGACUCUUUUGAGACUGAAGGCCAUGGGGAGAGCUCCUUGCUGUGACAAAGCAAACGUGAAGAAGGGUCCGUGGUCGCCCGAGGAAGACAUGAAACUCAAAUCCUAUAUCGAGCAGCACGGUACAGGUGGGAACUGGAUUGCACUGCCACAGAAAAUUGGUCUGAAGAGAUGUGGGAAAAGCUGCCGACUCCGGUGGUUGAACUACCUUCGGCCUAAUAUUAAGCAUGGGGAUUUUUCCGAGGAAGAAGAUAAAAUAAUUUGCAGCCUUUAUGUUAGCAUUGGAAGCAGGUGGUCGAUUAUUGCAGCUCAAUUACCGGGACGAACAGAUAACGAUAUAAAGAAUUAUUGGAACACAAGAUUGAAGAAGAAAUUAUUUGGAAAACAUUAUGAGAAACAACAACAACAGUUGGCGAGAAGAGGAAGAAAAAUCAAAUCCGGAAUAGGCAAUUCCAUGGCUAUUGUUUUUGAUAAUCAAGGUAUUUAUAAUAAUAAUAAUAAUAACAACCAAUCGCCUUUCUUGCCCGAAUUAUCACCGGCGCUCAAUUCACCGCCACCACCGCCAUACGCUAGUUAUCAACCGCUUCAAUUCCCUUCAAAUUCGUUCAGCCACACCGCCGGCGUUAUUGAUGAUCUGAGGAGAACCGACAGUGUACUCCGGUUUGGAAUGGAGGGGGCUUCGAGUCAGCCAGUAACGAGCUACCACGUAGGUGAGUUGGAGAAGGUUGUUUACAGCAAUACUCCAUCGUUUGACGAUGGGCUGCAGUUUUCAUGUGAUAACAAUGGGUUGAAUUUGAUGAACGAUUUGGAUUGGGGGGAAAUGAGUUCUUUGAUUUCUGCUCCUUUAUAUCCUUCGAUGAUAAUUUGAUGAUUUGUGUUGGUCUUAGUGUGAGAAUUUCAAAAUUUUAUCUCAAUGUGUACAUGAUGAUUAUAACCCAAUAGGUCAGGAUUUCUUGUAGAAGUAAAACCCUAAGAAGUUUUAGACCUUUUUUUCUUCUUCUUUUAAUUACUAUUAUUACAAUACAGUUGAGAUUUUAUAUGCUUUGUUUUUCAAUCUUUAUCUCUCAUUUCAUUUGCGAGAUAUAAAUUGUGGAAACUUUUGUCCACCAAUUACUAGACACGUUUAUUUUAA
Molecule: messenger RNA, 1179 nt
Organism: Cucumis sativus (cucumber)
Lineage: Eukaryota; Viridiplantae; Streptophyta; Magnoliopsida; Cucurbitales; Cucurbitaceae
Product: transcription factor MYB36
Exons: 3
Coding region: 73-915 (280 amino acids)
Source: RefSeq, a predicted model, not a curated record